AUGUCUCAGUAUAUGAUGAGGACUAGGGUGGUAGCUCAAGGCUUGACAGUCUUUGCCCUUGUUAUUGGUAUAGGGAUGGGCGCAAGAAAGGUUAUAUAG
Molecule: messenger RNA, 99 nt
Organism: Acanthoscelides obtectus
Lineage: Eukaryota; Metazoa; Arthropoda; Insecta; Coleoptera; Chrysomelidae
Source: the annotation of a GenBank genome assembly